Messenger RNA from Naegleria fowleri, 1809 nucleotides. RefSeq lists its product as uncharacterized. Bases 1 to 1809 code for a protein of 602 amino acids. Lineage: Eukaryota; Heterolobosea; Eutetramitea; Acrasida; Naegleriidae. The transcript has a single exon. The record is from RefSeq and is a predicted model, not a curated record. Gene Ontology annotation, molecular function: protein binding.
AUGUUGAGGAUUCCGCAAAGCCUUUUUGUACUCUCUAAUUCGUCAUCAUCAUCAUCCUCAUGCUACCAUACAUUCCAUGGAAAUAGAAAGAGUGUUGAAAUCAGUGAUAUAUCUUCUUCUCAAGGUACCCAUCAAGAACAACAACAACUGAUAAAGAAUAUUUCGGAACAAAUGAAGGAUGUUUUGCAAAGUGCUCAAUCGAGAAGUGUCUCUAUUUGGCCAAACUAUACCAAAGAAAUCAAUACUAUUUUUUCACAUUUCGAAAAGUUUGAAUUUUCGGAAGCAUUGCAACAUUUAUCAAAUUUAAACGAAGUGGUAUUUCAACAAGAUAGGAAUUUCUUUUCAGAAGAAAUGCAGGCUAUUAGAAUGGUUUAUCAAUAUAUUGCAUUUUUGGACCAAAUAUAUACCAAGAAGGAUGGCGAGCAUAAUUUACCUCUUUUAAACGAUUUUUUGGAUCCCAGAUGCUUUGAGUUUGAUUAUUUCAAAUAUGAAGUUGCUGUUGAAAACAUUCAAAAAUACAUUACAGAGCACGUGGAAAAGAUCAAUGAGGGCAAAACACCAGAGUAUGUCACGCUAAAGCGAAAACUUGCACGGGUUAAAUUUUAUCAGAAUUGUCUCCUCAGUGCCAUCAAUGAUGUUAAGGAGGCAUUGGCUGUUGCUCGAGUGAUUUUUGGAAAAACUUCUGUUGAGGCAUGCUAUUGUUAUUCUGAUUUGGCAACGCUUUAUGUUGCAGCUGAUAAUCUCUCAGCAAGUGAAAAAUGUGCCAAGAUUGUCAUUUCCCUUCUUCCUCAAAAGCCAAACAAAACACCUUAUAUGGAAGAGAAAAUUGCAAUGGCCAUGGUUGCGCUCAGUGAAUCAAUCAGAGAAAACAAUACUGAAGAAUGCAUCAAACUCGGCACUACUGCCAUCAAAAUUAUUGAAAAUAUUUAUGGAAGAAGGAACAAGAACUGGAUUGAUUGCGUCUAUUCGCUCAUUAGUAACUAUGAUGGAGUCGCUGCAAAUACCAAAGAAAAAGACGAGGCACUUAGCGAGGAAUAUACUCAAAAAGCGGAAACGCUUUUCAAUUUGGUUGGAGAAAUGCUGACCAAGAAUGCCUUCACAAAUACCUUACUCUUACCUCUCAGACAAAGCACCACUGAUGAAGACAGUUAUGAUGAGGAUUUGUUAUUGAGAUUGUACAUGAGAAGAAAAUAUCCAUUACCACUUGCCAUUCAUGCUCUUUUUGGUGCUGCUCGAAUUGUGUUAUCUGGAGAGUCACCAGAAAGAUCUGUUGAACUUUAUGAAAAAGCUCUCACCUACUUUUCAAAAGAGUAUGCGGAUGAUGAAUUUCUUAUCGAAAGAGAAUUUGCGUGCUCCCAACUUGCUUGCAUUUAUGCUCUGUUAGGUCAAUCUGCUAAAGGAAGGACUCUGUUAAAAGAUUGUAUGAAUCGAAUUGCAAAUUCCGUAGGCACUAGUAACAAAUUCUAUUCUGACAUUUCCACCUAUGAGAGUUUGGUGAGCGAGUCACCAAAUCCAGCUGCCGCCGGUUUGAAUAUACCUGGUCUCAUGGACACAGAUAUUAGUGGCAAGUCUCCAGAGGAAAUGAAACAAGAGCUUGAACGUUUUGGUUUAGAUGUGGACUCUAUUACCAGUAUGAUGGAAAAUGCAAUGAAAUCAGGUGGACCUAAUAUGGAUGAGAAGGAGCUCUUAAAAAUCAUGGCUGGAGCUAUGGCAAAAUCUCACAGUGACAAGAAGAGCAAAGCGACUGCUGCUACUACAGAGACGCCUCAAACAACCUCUCCAACAAAACCAAGCGGUAAGAAAAAGUAA